GACAGCUGACGACCAGAACAAGGAAGAAAAUUACGAAAAGGAAAAACGUAAACACCACUUCUACCAAACACUUUUUGCUCUGUUAAGUUAAAUUUGCUCAAGACGCCUCGCAGUUUUUACUAUAUUGAAAGUGAUAACAAGAAUCUGUGAAUCCCUGCGUGAAUGUGAAUAAGAAACUUGCCGGCUGUGUAAAGAACGACUCAUCAAACACCUUCGGACACACGCACGCGAGUAUUAUGGUGGAACCAAAUUGGAUAGAAAUUAAUGAGAUCAAAGGUUUUCUCACAUUUCUAGCAAGCAUCGACUGGUACGAUCCGUGGUUGAUAGCGUUAAUCGCGUUUCACAUAUGCAUCACCUCGACGGCGCUGCUCACGCGGAAUUGUGGCAACUUCCAGGUGUUUUUGUUCUUCGUACUACUGCUGCUGGUGUACUUCUCCGAAAGCAUCAACGAGUACGCGGCGAUCAAUUGGAGGAUCUUUUCGAAACAGCAGUACUUCGAUGAUAAAGGUCUCUUUAUAUCCGUGGUUUUUUCGGUGCCCAUUCUGCUGAACUGUAUGCUCAUGGUGGGAAGCUGGUUGUACCAAUCGACACAGUUGAUGAGCCGACUAAAAACGGCACAACUGAAGCAACAGAUUCGACAAUCCAAUAGCAGACAGAGGUUGAAGGAGGAAUAGGGUUCCGGUCUGAGGGGUGGUGUGCAUAUCCGGUUAGCAAUACAUGCAGGACACUGAAUCCAGUAGCAUUAGGAUCUGUGACCAACUGUUGUAAAGCUAACACAGCGGUCGAAUCGUCACAGUAGCAGUAGGCCAUGCUGAGUUUUGUCGCAACCACGAAUGGGGCGCUAUGCUAUCUUUUUAUAAUUUAGUCUCUUUAUCUUUUUACAAUGCUAGCUGUGCAUUUUUUAUAAUGACUUUUGUUUUAAAUCCCCUUAAAACCAGCGAUUAAGCUGCUGUAGACCAGCAGUAGUAAUCGCAUACACGAAGUGCAUUACUUUCUGUUAAUAAUAUUUUUAUAUCCAUUUUCUUCUGUGGUUCAACGCAUGGAAAGUUAAUCGGGGGUAAGAUCGCACCGCCCCCGGAUUACGUGAAUCUGCCUUGUACUUGCUUGUUAUUACCGCAUCACAUUUCGUUCGAAACCUCGCUGGGUGCCACGCGUUUGGGUGACGGCGGCAUCAGGGUGGGGUGGGUUGAGCAGUCGGAAAGAAAAGUGUUUAGUGUACAUCCCGUUCCCUUCCUGCCACCCUCCUGUUUCGUGAUAUGUAUAUAAGGUAGCAAGGAAAUUGUAACAUCAAGCUUCGUAAACGCGAUCACCUAGUGGUCAUUGUAUGCUAGGAAAUGUGUGUUUGGAAAUAAAGAAAUCCGUUUUAAAACACUGCACACCCCACGUGCAUCCU
Messenger RNA from Anopheles darlingi, 1393 nucleotides. RefSeq names its product transmembrane protein 18 (gene Tmem18). The transcript is spliced from 4 exons. Bases 237 to 674 code for a protein of 145 amino acids. Gene Ontology annotation, cellular component: nuclear membrane. Lineage: Eukaryota; Metazoa; Arthropoda; Insecta; Diptera; Culicidae. The record is from RefSeq and is a predicted model, not a curated record.